UACAAACAAACCUUACCUAACCAGUUAAAUUAUAUUCAUUGUGCACUCUACACGUGAGAAUAGUGAACGCAAAAGAUCGCGGAACGAUGAUCGUGCCGUGGGCUCUGUUGGCCUUCGUAGCCGCCGCAGCCGCGCGAUCCGCCUCCCCAAUAGACUUCACACCUGUCAACGAAUUUACAUUACAAUUACUAGAAAAUACUUACGCGUUUCAAGAGAAUUUUGGCACCAAAAAUAUUGCGUUAUCACCGCUGUCUGUAUGGAGUAUUUUCGCGUUGUUAGCUGAAGGAUCUUCGGGCGAAACGUUUUCUGAAUUAGUGAGUGCGUUAAGAUUACCCAAAGAUUUAAGGAAGACUCAGUGUUUGCAUACGGCCGCUAGCGAUGUGUUGAAGUCUCGGGAUCAGGAUGUGAUAGUGAAGGGACAGUCGGCUAUGUUCACGGAAUGCUCCACAAAGGUACAUGAUGAGUUCUGCCAAUCUGCACUUAUGUACGACAUGUCAAUUUACGCCGCUGAAACUAAAAAUUCAACUGAAUUAGCUCAUGAUAUUAAUGUGUUCAUCUGCUAUGCUACUGAUGGGAGAAUUCUAAAUGCAGUGAAGCCGCAAGACCUGGAUAACUUACAGAUGGUGUUGAUUGAUGCUUUAUACUUCAAAGCUAAUUGGACACAUCCAUUUGAUUCUACACAAACUAAGGUAGAAGAUUUUUACAACUCACAAGGGAAGACUAUUGGAAAAGUGAACAUGAUGUACCACAAAGCACCGCACUACGUAGGCGACUCAGAUGAACUCAGUGCUCAAGUCCUAGAAAUGACUUACGGGAAAAACGAGGACUACUCAAUGAUAAUCAUCCUACCGUACGACGGGAUAUCAGUGAAAACUGUGCUCAAUAACUUGGCUACUAAGUCACAAAAUUGGAUGGACGACUUUAGAAGCGAAGGUAGUUUACCAGGCAUUGACACGUAUAUACCAAGAUUUAGUUUAUCAUCGCGCUUAGAUUUGAUUCCUCCGCUCAUGUAUUCGGGGAUAACCUCUAUCUUUGAUAGGACUAAAGCGAAGCUACCUGGGAUUGCUGACAAUCCAUUGUAUGUGACUUCUUCAAUCCAAAAUGUGGAAAUCGAAGUGAAUGAGGAAGGUACUGUAGCAGCUGCAGCCACGAUUGUGGGACUAGAAGAUAGAAUAUUGGGACAGAGAUUUGAGGCGAAUAAAGAAUUCAUAUUUUUAAUUACGCAAAGAAGUUGCAACGUGAUUUUAUUCGCUGGUGUUUAUGGAGAACCGUCCGUUGUGUGAUCUUUGAAAGUGUGAAAACUUGUGAUAAUAAUUUACAGAACUAUGUUUUUGGUGUUAAAAAUUUAAGGGAAGUGAUGGCUGUUUUUUUGUGUCUUAAUAAUCUGUUUAAAAAAAUAUUGUUCUCAAAUAGUAUGUGUUGUUAAAUCGGUAGAUUUUGCUUAACACUAAGUGUACAGUUGUAAAGUAAUUUUUAACGUUCUGUCUACGAACGUGAUUAAAACAUGUUUUUGCAUGCGGAAAGAAAUAGGAAAAGUGUUCAAAAAUGUACUUUGAAUAUCUGACAUUCUAACUAGUUUGUUGCAUUUUGUUCCUUUGCCCAUGUUUUUUAUUUGUUAUUUUAUCAUUGUAUUACACAAUAUUUAUAUUUUUAACAUUAUAAAAAACAUCUGUUUUCCUUGUCAUUGUUUUGUAACAAAACUAAAUGUGAGAAAUAUUGUGAAACCUAUUUAAUGAUCAACGAAUGUUAUCAAAAUGAUGAUUAAUGAAUUUUAUAUUGAAAUUAUUAUAACAUUUCAAAUAGCAAUUAUGUAUAACGAGUAAUACUUUGUAUUGAACAGAUUUGCAAUAUUAUGAAUCAAUUAUAAAAUAAUUAUUAUUACAGUUAAUGUCAAAGUCACUUUAGAUUACUAUAAUUAUAAUUUCAAUGCUACUGAUGUCUGUAAAUGUUGUAACUGCACACUAUAGACUUUUAGUCGGCCGAUACUUUGAUAGGGCUCUUGAUAAGUAUGUAAAUGAAUGGUAGUACGCACAUAACAACGAUCAGGUAUUCUACCGGAAUCAGACCGACUGAAAACUUUGAUUGGAAUUAAGAUUUGUUUAAAAAAAAAAUUGCUAAUCAUCGGGUCGAAUGUCGGCCGACUGUUUAGUCUGCAGUAUACUCUAAAAUAAAUAGCUUUUUGAAAUGUGUUCUAUAAAUAUAAAAGAUAGGUAGUGCUCUAUUGAAUUGAGAAUUGAGUGGAGACCACGGACUAGUAAGCUCAGCGUAGGACGUCCACCAACAAGGUGGACAGACGACCUUAUAAAGGUCGCCGGAAGACGCUGGAUGCAGGUCGCCUCCAACAGGUAUCUGUGGAGAUCUAAAGCGGAGGCCUAUGUGCAGCAGUGGACGUCCUAUGGCUGAGAUGAUGAUGAUUUAUUUAAUUUUACUAUGUAAAUUACAGCCAUGACUUUCAAGUUUAUAACACCAUAAAUAAAUAAUAUUGCCAUUUGCACAGUUUUUACGAUAGGCAUAACUGUGAAUAAUUUUAGCUAAUAAUAUUUGUAUGUAAUUAAGUUAUUAAAUGUUUUAUUAUUUAUGA
Messenger RNA from Helicoverpa armigera (cotton bollworm), 2581 nucleotides. It is a transcript of the gene serpin-32, whose product is annotated as serine protease inhibitor. The coding region runs from base 87 to 1283 and encodes 398 amino acids. The record is from RefSeq and is a predicted model, not a curated record. Gene Ontology annotation, molecular function: serine-type endopeptidase inhibitor activity. NCBI's taxonomy places the organism in Eukaryota, Metazoa, Arthropoda, Insecta, Lepidoptera, Noctuidae. The transcript has a single exon.